AUUGAGUUGACUGAAAAUGCAACUCCUAAAUUCCACAAAGCCCGCCCUGUUCCAUAUGCACUGAGGCCAAAAGUAGAGGCAGAACUGCAGAGCUUAGUCGCCUCUGGUGUCCUGUCAAAAAUUGAAUGGAGUGACUGGGCAACACCUAUAGUACCAGUGAUGAAGAAAGGAGGAGAGAAGUUUUCAAAGAUCGAUCUAGCCCAAGCCUACCUACAGAUGGAAGUUGAAGAAUCCAGCAGGGAAUUCCUCACAAUCAACACUCAUAAAGGACUGUUUCAAUAUAACAGGCUCGUGUUCGGUGUUGCCUCUGCUCCAGCAAUCUGGCAAAGAGCCAUGGAUCAGGUGCUCCAUGAUAUUCCAGGAACACAGUGCUAUCUUGACGACAUCAUAGUGACUGGCAAGAAUGACGACGACCAUCUACAAAAUCUCAGCAGGGUGCUUACUAAACUAUGUGAGUAUGGUCUGCGUGCAAAGAAAAGUAAGUGUGAGUUUUUCAAGAAUGAAAUUUCAUACUGUGGACACGUCAUUGACAAAAAUGGGUUGCACAAAUCAAAAGAGAAAACUGAGGCUAUACUUCAGGCACCAAAACCAGAAAAUGUGUCUCAGCUGAGAUCAUAUUUGGGUCUGGUCAACUACUAUCAUAAGUUUCUACCAAACUUGGCGACAACGCUCCACCCACUCAACGUGCUACUGCAAGUGGGAACAAAAUGGGAGUGGUCUGAAGAGUGUAAUAGAGCAUUCAAAGAGACAAAAAGACUGAUUACGUCAGAUGAACUAUUAACCCACUAUGACCCAACACGACCCAUUAGAUUGGCCUGUGAUGCUAGUCCUUAUGGGAUUGGUUGUGUUCUGUCACACCUGAUGAAGGACGGAUCUGAACGCCCCGUUGCUUUUGCCUCCAGAUCACUGUCAAGUGCAGAACGCAAUUAUGCACAGAUUGACCGUGAAGCCCUCAGUCUAGUGUGGGGUAUUAAAAAGUUCCACCAUUACCUUUAUGGCCAAAGGUUCACUCUUGUAACUGACCAUCAACCACUUGUUUCAAUUUUUAAUCCUCGAAAAGGGAUUCCAGUGAUGUCAGCCACCCGUUUACAACGGUGGGCACUCUUCCUUGGAGCUCACUCAUAUGACAUUGAAUUCAGAGGGACGAAGCAACAUUGUAACGCUGACGGUUUGUCACGCCUGCCCCUGUUAACAACUGAAGGAGAAAUGGCUCCUCAUUCAGAUCCAGCGGAGGUGUUUCACUCAGUAGUGGUACAACAGUUACCAGUGACAAAUUCAGAAAUACAGAGACACACCAAGAAUGAUCCCACACUGUCAAAAGUGUAUGAAAUAACCAUGCGAGGAUGGCCAGCACAUGGUGAAACCCUAUUCCCUGAGUUCUCUGCGAGACGAGACCAACUCUCAAUCUGCCAAGGCACCCUAAUGUGCGGUUCCCGGGUCGUGGUCCCUCCAAAACUCCGAACCAGAGUGUUAGAAACUCUCCACGAAGGACAUCUUGGUACUGUCAAGAUGAAGAGCCUCGCCCGGAGCUAUGUCUGGUGGCCAGGUAUAGAUAAACAACUUGAAGACAUCACCAAAGGAUGUUCAGGUUGUAACAAAGUCCAAAAUGCACCACCUCUGGCACCGCUUCACCCAUGGGAAUGGCCAUCAACACCAUGGCAACGAGUUCAUGUCGACUUUGCAGGACCAUUUAUGAAUUCCAUGUUCCUGAUUGCUGUUGACUCUCAUUCCAAGUGGCCUGAGGUGGUACUGAUGAAGUCGACCACAGCAGAAAAGACUGUAAGUGUCCUGAGGUCAAUAUUUGCUAAAAAUGGUCUGCCUGAACAAAUUAAACUCUAUACAUUCUACCACAAACCAAGCACCAGCAAUGCUGUUCAUGGGCAGAACUCUCAGGUCCCGUAUUGA
Messenger RNA from Synchiropus splendidus (mandarinfish), 1905 nucleotides. RefSeq lists its product as uncharacterized. The record is from RefSeq and is a predicted model, not a curated record. Gene Ontology annotation, molecular function: nucleic acid binding. The transcript is spliced from 3 exons. NCBI's taxonomy places the organism in Eukaryota, Metazoa, Chordata, Actinopteri, Syngnathiformes, Callionymidae. Bases 160 to 1905 code for a protein of 581 amino acids.